GGUAUAGGUUGGUUCGUUAGGUUGUACUGACUGACUAUCGCGUUUUUUUUUUAUUUAACAAGGAAAAAAAAAAAAAAUUUUCUUUAUUUUUGGUUUAACAACGAAAAAAAAAAAAUCAUUUCCUUUAGAAUAAAUCAUUAUUUUAAUAGGAUAAUGGGAUAUGCAAGUUUAGAUUCGUCACUUUCAUUUCCUGAUAAUAAUCUUCCACCAAAUAAAAAAUCAAUCUUAAUAACGGAUACACUUUCAGCUUCAGGAAAUUUUCUUAUUCAUCAUUUUAUAGUUAAUCAAAUUAAAUCAGAUAAACAUGUAAUAUUGGUUGGUUUUUCUCAAAUAUUUAACCAUUAUUUAACAAUUGGGCGUAAAUUGGGUGUGAAUCUAACUCUCGCUAAUCAAAAAGGAUUAUUAUCUUUUAUAGAUGGAUUAACUUCAUUAUAUUCACAAACAGAUUUAUUUUCAAAAUUUAAUUCAACAGUAACAGCAACAACAACAACAACAACAACAACAACAACCAACAAUCAAACUUCAGUAUUAACUUGUGAUUCACUUUCGGAUUCACCAAUUUCAAAAGAAUCAUUACAUAAUUUUUAUAAAAUAAUUAAACAAAUAAUUGAAACUCGUCAUUCAUCGAUUGAUGAUUCACGUGUUUGUUUGAUUUUUGAUGAUCUUUCAGUAUUAAUAUAUUCGGGAUUUAGUGUAAGAGAUAUACUCGAAUUUGUUAAAGCGUGCCGUAUGAUGAUUGAGAAGUAUAAUGGAUCACUUGUAAUGUUAGUUCAUGCAGACGAAGAUAUAACACAAUCUUCUCUGGAUGAUGAAUUAGAUCAAGAAAUUUUUUUAAAGUCAUUAAUAUACCAAUCAGAAUAUUUAUUAUCAGUUCGAGGAUUAGGUUCAGGAUUUUCAAAAGAUGUAUCAGGCGAAAUAACGAUUGCUCGUGGACCAAGAAAUCAAGAUAAAUGGUUUAGACCUUCGACAUUACAUUAUAAAAUAUUAGAUAAUAAUGUUCAAUUUUUUGUAAAAGGAUUUUCGCAGGGUGUACUAUGAAAAAUAUUAUUACAAAAAAUUUUAAUAAUUAUAUAUGAAUAUAUAUAUUAAUUAAAAAGAUGCCAAACCAUCAUAAAGAAUUAAAUAAAAAUAAAAUAUUAUAAUAUAAUACAUCUGAUGUGUUAUAUACAACUUGAGAAUAUAUAUAUAUAUAUGAAUGUGUAAAAUGUUCUUUUUUUUGAGCGGUAGAUAAAUUAAUGUAUUGAUUAUUAUAUUUAAGCUUUUUUCUUUCCUUUAGAA
Molecule: messenger RNA, 1278 nt
Organism: Rhizophagus irregularis DAOM 181602=DAOM 197198
Lineage: Eukaryota; Fungi; Glomeromycota; Glomeromycetes; Glomerales; Glomeraceae
Source: RefSeq, a predicted model, not a curated record